This is a messenger RNA of Aricia agestis (brown argus), 1407 nucleotides long. It is a transcript of the gene wuho, whose product is annotated as tRNA (guanine-N(7)-)-methyltransferase non-catalytic subunit wuho. The transcript has a single exon. Gene Ontology annotation, cellular component: nucleus; cytosol; tRNA methyltransferase complex. Gene Ontology annotation, biological process: RNA (guanine-N7)-methylation. Lineage: Eukaryota; Metazoa; Arthropoda; Insecta; Lepidoptera; Lycaenidae. The record is from RefSeq and is a predicted model, not a curated record. Gene Ontology annotation, molecular function: protein binding; tRNA (guanine(46)-N7)-methyltransferase activity. Bases 108 to 1220 code for a protein of 370 amino acids.
UUAUAAAUUAGAGGUUACGAAAUUUUUAAAAGCUCUUGGUUAUCUUUAUUUCUAAGGUUCUUGUAAAUUAAAAUUAAGACGUAAAUAAAAUAAUGAUCUUGUAAAAAAUGAGUCUAAUAGCCGCAAGUGACUUACUCGUAGCAGUGUGCAAAAAUAACUUAAUUGAUUGUUUUGAUUCAAAGAAACAUUAUGUUCUACAAUGUGAUACAGGAUCAGAAGAUAGCAUUACGGACAUUGUUAUAUCUUCAGACAACAAACAUAUCGCUGUAAUAACUUCAACGUCCAAAAAGUUACUAAUUUAUGACUCCACAGAGUUCAAAUCUCUAAAGACAUUUACUCUACCACGAAGCGCAAGCAAAAUAAGAUUUGGCGCCAACAACACACACAUAUUCGUUGCAGAUAAAACCGGCGAUGUUUUGCUAUACGACAUAAUGAGUGAAGACAAUGGAACAAAGAUAUUGGGACAUUUAAGUCUGCUACUGAACGUGCUCCAGACAAAUGACGGAAAAUAUGUUAUAACGUCAGACAGAGAUGAGAAGAUAAAAGUUUCUCACUUUCCCAAUACUUACAACAUUCAAACUUAUUGUCUGGGACACACGGAAUUUGUUAACCACAUUGAAAUACUUCCCCAUGACAAUAAAUAUUUGAUAAGUGCAUCAGGAGAUGGUACUAUAAAAUGUUGGGACUAUUUAUCUGGCAAACUAUGUUAUUCUUUCAAUACUGACACUAUUAUUGAUAAUGUACAGUUAAAGGAGGACUUUAAAAAGGUUAUGGACUCGGAAGGAGUAGAAGUAAACAAUUUACCAAUCGUUCAUUUUGAUAUAACUGGCUUACCACAAGCUAGGAGUCUCUUUGCUGUAUCUAUUCACACUUACAACAAACUUAUUUUAUGUAGUUUAAAUUCGGCUAAUGAUAAUUUUACCCACAAAAUUGAGAAGGAGCUUGCUUUUGAUUUCUGUCCUACUCAGUUUAAAUUCAUCAAGAACAGCUUGCUAGUUUACAAUGACAUAAAUUUAAAUGUUUUAAAAUACAGUAUAUCCAGUCAAGAUGAUAACAUAGAUGUAAGUUUGGACAGUGACUUUAAAGUAUUUGAAAAUGAAAGCAUCAAACCUGUAUGUGAUUCUGAAUUAAACUCAAUUAAAGUUAUGUUUAAAAGGAAGUUUGAUAAUGUACAAGAAUAUCAAGAAAGAAAGAAGCAAAGGCUAGCAAAAGGAAACUAGAAAACUUUGUGUUUUUGGAGUCCAUUGUUUUGUAAUUAGGAACUGUUGAUUUGUAUAUAGUAUAUACCUCUGCUCACAAACUUGAAACAAUGUUACUGCAUCAAACAAAUUAUGAUACAAUGUUGCCUUAUUAAUAACUUUUUAGAAUUUAUAAUAUUUAAAAUAAAACAAAAAAUUAACCACAUAA